UAUAUUCUUCCUCAAUUGAGCUUUAUACUUGAGCAGUUGGAACAGAAGCAAAGCGAGAGUCGAAGGCAUUUCAUUUACAUUUGUUGAUUUAUGUCGCGGCCGCCCAACUACGAGUUUCAGGAAUGGUGGAACAAGCAGAGGGAGCAUAACCACCAGUUUUUCACCAACGAAACUACCAAUCCCACCAACGAACUUCUAACCGUCCAGAUCACCAACCCCCUUCCUGAUCGGACGGCCGACAAGGACCGCUCCCGAAGCGCACGCCAGCUUUCCUGGGUUUGUCUCUUGAGGUUCCAGCAACUCGCUAACUCUCUCGCCUCGAUCGCUAGCGCUUCUCUUCUCCUUCUUCGUACCGCCAACCGACGAAUCUUCUCUCCGGAUUCCUCCUCCGAUUACUCCGCUUCCAGGCUCUACCGUGUUAUCAAGUUCUUUCUCUUCCUGGUGAUUCUUUUGCUUUGCGUAGAGUUACUCGCGUUUUUCAAGGGAUGGCAUUUUAGUCCUCCGUCGGUGGCGGAGGCGGAGGCCGCCGUCGAGCUCGUUUAUGCCAAGUGGCUCGAAAUCAGAGCUGAUUUCUUGGCGCCGCCGCUUCAGAGCUUGGCUAAUGUGUGCAUCGUUCUGUUCUUGGUUCAGUCGGUGGAUCGCGUGGUGUUGAUAUUAGGAUGUUUCUGGAUCAAAUUUAGGAAGCUGAAGCCGAUGGCGGCGAUGGAGUAUCCGGCAGGGAGAGUCGAAGGAGAGAAUGUAGAGGAUUAUCCAAUGGUAUUGGUGCAAAUUCCUAUGUGCAAUGAGAGGGAGGUGUACCAACAAUCUAUUGCAGCUGUUUGUAUUAUGGACUGGCCAAAGGAGAGGAUGCUGGUUCAGGUUUUGGAUGAUUCUGAUGAUGUAGAUGUUCAGCUUCUUAUCAAAGCAGAAGUACAGAAAUGGCAGCACAGGGGCGUGCAUAUAUUAUAUAGGCAUCGUCUUAUCCGUACUGGCUACAAGGCGGGAAACCUGAAAUCUGCAAUGAACUGUGAUUAUGUGAAAAAUUACGAGUUUGUUGCAAUUUUUGAUGCUGAUUUUCAACCGGCACCAGAUUUCUUGAAGAAAACCAUUCCUCAUUUCAAGGGGAAUGACGAUAUUGCAUUGGUUCAGACAAGGUGGGCCUUUGUGAAUAAGGAUGAGAACUUGCUCACAAGAUUGCAGAACAUAAAUUUAUCAUUCCAUUUUGAGGUUGAACAGCAGGUCAAUGGUGUGUUUAUCAACUUCUUUGGUUUCAAUGGAACUGCUGGUGUGUGGCGAAUUAAGGCCCUCGAGGACUGUGGUGGAUGGCUUGAACGAACAACUGUUGAGGACAUGGAUAUUGCCGUUCGUGCUCACCUUUCUGGAUGGAAGUUUGUAUAUCUGAAUGAUGUUAAGUGCCUUUGUGAGCUUCCGGAGUCCUAUGAGGCAUAUAAGAAACAGCAGCAUCGCUGGCAUUCUGGUCCAAUGCAGUUGUUCCGCUUGUGCUUCUUUGACAUACUUUGUUCUAAGGUAAGUAUGGCCAAAAAAGCCAAUUUGAUAUUUUUGUUCUUUCUCCUACGGAAGCUUAUUCUGCCCUUUUACUCUUUCACCCUGUUCUGCAUCAUUCUCCCAUUGACAAUGUUCCUGCCAGAAGCUCAGCUACCAGCUUGGGUUGUUUGCUAUGUCCCUGGAAUUAUGUCCGUGUUGAAUAUCCUUCCAGCACCACGAUCAUUCCCUUUUGUAGUCCCAUACCUUCUAUUCGAAAACACAAUGUCAGUGACAAAGUUCAAUGCAAUGAUAUCAGGACUGUUCCGGUUUGGAAGUUCUUACGAGUGGAUAGUUACAAAAAAGUCAGGGAGAUCAUCAGAGGCCGAUCUCGUUGCAUUUGAGAAGGAAUCUGAUACUUUAAUGGAAGCAGCAAGUCUUCUUAGGUCCUCCUCUGAUUCUGGCCUUGAAGAGCUUAGCAAACUAGAAGCAACCAAGAAAACUUUGAAAACAAAGAGAAAUCAUCUGUACAGGAAAGAACUUGCUCUUGCAUUUGUCUUGUUAACUGCCUCGGUGAGAAGCUUGUUAUCAGCCCAAGGGAUUCACUUCUAUUUCCUAUUAUUUCAAGGUAUCAGUUUCCUCGUGGUUGGUCUUGAUUUGAUUGGAGAACAGGUGAGCUGAUAGAGCAACAUUGCGUCCCAGGAUAGGAGUUCCAUGAAUUCAUGGAUCAAUAACAAGCAAAUUUGCUGGUUACUGAUAAUGAACUGAAGCAGUAAAUUCAUUUGUGCAUGAAACAAUAUUUCUGGCCAUGUUAAAAUGGGCCACCAGAACAUAUUUGUCUUU
This is a messenger RNA of Hibiscus syriacus, 2304 nucleotides long. Its product is annotated as probable xyloglucan glycosyltransferase 6. Gene Ontology annotation, molecular function: glycosyltransferase activity. The transcript has 5 exons. Lineage: Eukaryota; Viridiplantae; Streptophyta; Magnoliopsida; Malvales; Malvaceae. Gene Ontology annotation, cellular component: Golgi apparatus. The record is from RefSeq and is a predicted model, not a curated record. Bases 91 to 2142 code for a protein of 683 amino acids.